Molecule: messenger RNA, 464 nt
Organism: Punctularia strigosozonata HHB-11173 SS5
Lineage: Eukaryota; Fungi; Basidiomycota; Agaricomycetes; Corticiales; Punctulariaceae
Product: fungal hydrophobin
Exons: 3
Coding region: 82-420 (112 amino acids)
Cellular component (GO): fungal-type cell wall
Molecular function (GO): structural constituent of cell wall
Source: RefSeq, a predicted model, not a curated record
GUCGAACAGCAAUCGUUCAACUUCCCUCGGCACACUAGGUACCCUCGCUCACCAAGCACCAGUCACUCUUUUCCGUCAAAGAUGUUCUUCUCUCGCUCCACCGUCUUCGUUGCGCUCUCCGCGCUCGUCGUUUCCGCCGCUGCCGCCCCCAGCGCGCUUCCUGCAAGCCAGUGCAACACCGGCUCCAUCUCGUGCUGCAACAGCACCCAGAAGGCGAACAGCGCCGACGCCAGCCAGCUCCUCGGCCAGCUCGGUGUCGUCGUCUCGGACGUGACCGCGCUCGUCGGCCUCGGCUGCAGCCCGCUCUCCCUCGUCGGCGCAGGCGGCAACAGCUGCAACGCCGCACCCGUCUGCUGCGAGGACAACCACUUCAACGGCCUCAUCACCGCCGGCUGCGUGCCGGUCAACCUCUCCGCUUGAGAGCGUGUAUCGCGUCCGCCCUAAUCUUACGCCUCAGUCACCCC